Triticum dicoccoides is the source of this 1718-nucleotide messenger RNA. Its product is annotated as serine carboxypeptidase-like 13. The record is from RefSeq and is a predicted model, not a curated record. Bases 94 to 1569 code for a protein of 491 amino acids. The transcript is spliced from 14 exons. Gene Ontology annotation, biological process: proteolysis; secondary metabolic process. Gene Ontology annotation, molecular function: serine-type carboxypeptidase activity; acyltransferase activity, transferring groups other than amino-acyl groups. NCBI's taxonomy places the organism in Eukaryota, Viridiplantae, Streptophyta, Magnoliopsida, Poales, Poaceae.
UGUAGUUGCCUCCACGUCGCCAUCCUCGAGUCGUCCCCUCGUAACAUUGAGCCCGCACCGCAUGGAUCGAUAUAGGUGGAAGAUGUGCCCCACAUGCACGCACAGCAGAUCGAGAGGAAGAAGAUGAUGUCCUUGAAGCAUCUCCGGGCGCCUACCGCCGGGCAGCGCCGCCCCUCGCCGCUGCUGCGUCUCGUCCCCGGGCUCCUGCUUCUGCUGCUCAUCUCGCGGCCGGCGCAGGCGUCGGCGUCGACGGUGGUCACCCGCCUGCCGGGAUUCGAUGGGCCGCUCCCCUUCCACCUCGAGACCGGGUACGUGGGCGUGGAGGAGGAGACCGGGACGGAGCUCUUCUACUACUUGGUGGAGUCGGAGCGGAGCCCCGGCGCGGACCCCGUGCUCCUCUGGCUCACCGGCGGGCCUCGCUGCUCCGGCUUCAGCGCCUUCGCCUUCGAAGUCGGUCCUGUAAAGUUCGUGUUGGCGCCGUACGACGGCGAUCUGCCGCAGCUGGUAUACAACCCCUUGUCAUGGACCAAGAUGGCAAGCAUCAUCUUCUUGGACUCGCCCGUCAGCUCCGGUUUCUCAUACGCGCGCGACCCCAAGGGCCGCGACGACGUCGGAGACUACUCGUCCUCCCUGCAAGUCCAAAGAUUUCUCAAUAAGUGGUUCAUCGAUCACCCGCAGUAUCUUUCAAACCCUUUCUACAUUGGAGGAGAUUCGUAUGCCGGAAAGGUUGUUCCACUCAUUGCGCAAUACGUUUCAGAAGGAAUUGAAAAAAGGCAGCAGCCUCACAUUAAUCUCAAGGGCUAUCUGGUCGGCAACCCUAUGACAGACCCAAAGUUCGAUCGCAAUUUCCAGGUUCAAGCUGCUCAUGGCUUCGGGAUAAUAUCUGAUCAAAUAUACGAGGCUGCCAUGAGGAACUGCAAAGGAGAUUAUGUAAACCACGUGAAUCAAAUGUGUGCUGAGGUGCUACAAACCGUAAAGAGUCUCAUUUCUGAAAUCCUAGAUGCACACAUCUUGUACAAAAAAUGUGUCUUCUCCGCACCAAAGCCCACAAAUGAUGCGACGGCAAGAAAAUAUCUGUUAGAAGAAUCUAUCGAGCUAAAUGAGGCGCCUGGUCGACCUGCCACCGAUUGUCUUACAUACGGUUACUACCUGUCAUACUUUUGGAUGAACAACAAUAUGACUAGAGAUGCUCUCGGGGUCAAGCAGGGGACGGUCGAUGAGUGGGUAAGAUGCAAAAGAGAACUCCCCUACAAAUUUGACAUGCCAAGCAGCAUACCAUACCAUCUCAACCUCACCAUGAGAGGUUACCGUGCACUCGUUUACAGUGGAGACCAUGAUCUCCAGGUGCCUCAGCUCAGCACGCAAGCGUGGAUAAGAUCUUUGAACUUCCCCAUAGUCAGUGACUGGAGGGCAUGGCAUCUCGACGGCCAAGCCGCAGGAUUUACCAUGGGAUACGCAAACAAUUUGACAUUUGCAACAGUAAAGGGUGGUGGCCAUAUUGCUCCGGAGUACAGGCCUGAAGAAUGCUUUGUGAUGGCCGAGCGCUGGCUGGCCAAUGAGCCUCUUUGAUGAUUUGACCAUACAAUUUUUAUCUCUUAGCACAAAUACUUUUGCAUUUUGCUUCAUUCCACAUGUAAAAAUGCACUGAGUAGUGAUGUACAUCAAAUGGAGUUUUUUAACAGUCCAUCCAUCGCCCCUGCGCGAUUAAUCGCCUCUAA